AUGUCAACUACAACGGCAGUAGCAGCAAAACCAACCACAGCAAAGAAGUCUUAUCCAUUUUACUUUGGUGGAGCAGCAUCCUGUGUUGCAGCUAUCGUCGUACAUCCCUUCGACUUGACCAAAGUUCGACUUCAGAACACCAAAGGUAGUAUGAAUCAUGGUAUGUUCUCCACCAUGGUCAAGAUUGCACAAAACGAAGGCUUCUUCAAGCUAUAUGCCGGUCUAUCAGCCUCUAUAUUAAGACAAGCUACUUACUCCACUGUGCGAUUUGGUGUCUAUGAAAAGUUAAAGGACUACAUUCAAUCCACUACACAACAAAAGGCAAAUGUUGGUCAGUUAUUAAUAUGUUCCAGUGUUGCUGGUGCUUUGGGUGGAGCAUGUGGUAAUCCCGGUGAUGUGAUCAAUGUGCGCAUGCAAAAUGAUGGUCAAUUGCCUCCUCAGCAGCGUCGUAAUUACAAACAUGCCAUCGAUGGUAUCGUUCGUAUCAGCAAAGAAGAGGGCACAACUGCAUUAUUCCGUGGUCUUGGACCCAACAUCAACAGAGCCAUCUUGAUGACUUCAUCGCAGUGUGUUUCUUAUGAUAUGUUCAAGGCCAUCCUCUUGAACCAUACCCCUAUGCAAGAUGGCAUUGCUCUUCAUUUAACAUCCAGUGUUUUGGCUGGUUUGGUGGCUACAACUGUCUGUUCUCCUGUUGAUGUAGUUAAAACUCGUAUCAUGUCUGCAAGCACUGGUGAUCACAGAAUGUCAGCCACUUUGAUCAUGAAGCAAAUGUUCAAGUCUGAAGGCAUCAAGUCGUUCUUCAAGGGAUGGACACCUGCAUUUAUCCGUUUAGGUCCUCAAACCAUCAUCACAUUUGUUGUAUUAGAGCAAUUCAAGACUUGGCAUGAUAUGUUUCAACACGAUCGACAAUUAGCUGUUGCUCAUCAAAUUUAA
Molecule: messenger RNA, 933 nt
Organism: Mucor velutinosus
Lineage: Eukaryota; Fungi; Mucoromycota; Mucoromycetes; Mucorales; Mucoraceae
Gene: CST6
Product: transcription factor
Exons: 2
Coding region: 1-933 (310 amino acids)
Biological process (GO): phosphate ion transmembrane transport; oxaloacetate transport; malate transmembrane transport
Molecular function (GO): sulfate transmembrane transporter activity; succinate transmembrane transporter activity; malate transmembrane transporter activity
Source: RefSeq, a predicted model, not a curated record